This is a messenger RNA of Pelagomonas calceolata, 666 nucleotides long. NCBI's taxonomy places the organism in Eukaryota, Pelagophyceae, Pelagomonadales, Pelagomonadaceae. The record is from the annotation of a GenBank genome assembly.
CCAGCUCGACAUGCAGUAUACUCCGGCGCCCUUGCUUCCGUCGGCCGUCCGAGACGGUCUCGCGCGCAGGCAAAAAAAGCUCCGGCUGCCCAACGGGUCGGUGGUCGUGAUGACGCCCUGCGCCGUCGAAGUCAGCGCACCUCCUCGGGAUUUUCGGUUUUGACGUACCUCCGCGCGCAGGUCGAGAUAGCUGGCGGGAGCGUCGGGGGCAAGGCCCUGAUGCUGCGGGAGCCGGUGCGACGCGACCGCAUCGUCACGAUCCUCCCGUCCGGCAAGGUACGCCCAAGUUCUACUUUACGGCCGCUUUACUCGUUUCCACACGUAGGUCGGAAGAGAAUUAGUGAAGAAACGGGCGCCGCCCGGCGAGGCCAAUUGUGUCGUGGUCCGCCAUACGGCUUCCGACGGGUCCAAGGGUUUGCACUUACGAGCUAUUGCAACGAUGGCGCCCGGCACGCAGCUGACCAUCACGUCUCGCGUCGGUGCCAAAAUUUUCACUUUACGGCGGCUUCACUCAGUCCCACGCAGGUUCGAGGAACCGGCCGAGGCCAAGGCCGACGCCAUGGACGUCGACGACGACAGCGGCGCGGCGCCGAUGCUGGUCGAGCCGCGGCCGGCCGAAGAUCACCUGCAGCCCAUGUCCGACGAGCUCGACGGCGACGGCGCGCC